AUGGCGCCCCUUUUAAUGACAGGGGUCGGCCUGGUCACGGGAGCAGCGUCUGGGAUCGGGCGAGCAUGUGCCAAAAUCCUGGUCGAGGAAGGAUGCACGAGGCUCGUGCUGUCGGAUUUGCCUGGAGGUGGCCUGCAGGAGGUCUCGGACGAGCUCAAGAGCAUCGAACCUUCGGUGGAGACAGUUCUAUUCGUCGGUGACAUGAGCAAAGAGGUCGACGUCAACCAGAUGGUCGAGGCGGGCGUGGCGAGGUUUGGCGCGAUUCACUAUUGCAUCAACAGUGCCGGCGUGACGAGUCGGCCCAGACUACGGACGCACGAACUUCAGACGGAGGCAUUCGAUCGAGUGGUCAACAUCAACCUCCGAGGCUUGUGGCUUUGCGAACGGGCGCAGAUCCGCCAGUUCCUGAAGCAAGAGCCAACGCUUCAACCUCGCCAUCAUGCCGCCGGAAUAGCGACGCAGCGAGGGGCCAUUGUCAACAUCAGCAGUAUUUUCGGGAUCACCGCGCACGCAACGGCCGGGGCCUAUCCCGCCUCGAAAUCCGGAGUGUUGGGACUGACGAGGACGGAUGCGGUGGCGUACGCGACCGACGGGAUCAGAGUCAACGCCAUCUGUCCGGGCUUUAUCAACACCCCGCUGGUGGAAAAGGCAAAAGAAGCGGGCGCAGACUACAACAAGCUUGUCAGCCUGAUCCCGUUCAGACGAAUGGGUACUGCUGAAGAGGUGGCUGAAGCCGCAGUGUGGCUGGCAAGUGAGCGAGCAAGUUAUGUGAGCGGCGUCGAGCUGCCUGUGGAUGGUGCUUGGGUCAGAGCGUGCAAUACAUGA
This is a messenger RNA of Fonsecaea pedrosoi CBS 271.37, 825 nucleotides long. RefSeq lists its product as uncharacterized. The coding region runs from base 1 to 825 and encodes 274 amino acids. Lineage: Eukaryota; Fungi; Ascomycota; Eurotiomycetes; Chaetothyriales; Herpotrichiellaceae. Gene Ontology annotation, molecular function: oxidoreductase activity, acting on the CH-OH group of donors, NAD or NADP as acceptor. The transcript has 2 exons. The record is from RefSeq and is a predicted model, not a curated record.